This is a messenger RNA of Hymenoscyphus albidus, 1373 nucleotides long. Lineage: Eukaryota; Fungi; Ascomycota; Leotiomycetes; Helotiales; Helotiaceae. The record is from the annotation of a GenBank genome assembly.
GGCCUACAGUAGGUACCUAGCGACAUCCAUCGGCGCUGCCAGGUGAGCCAGGCUAGCCUAGGUUCUCAACUACUGUACUCGAGUAGUACACUAAAUCGAGUUUCAUACUCGUAACAAUCAAGCCCCCACCAUAACUACAAACCACCAACACUCCCAGCUUCCCGUCCUCCAGGACACACACAUCAUCUAUCCUACGUCGACCAUCUCGCAAAUAUGAAGUUGCACUACAUCGGAGUAAGCAUAUUCGCGCCGCCCAACCCGCCCAGCGCUGGACUGACCGCUGAUUCUGAUUCUCUUGCAAUAGAUCAUCAAGAACGAGGCAAAGCCGGCGCAUGAGCUGGUCGCCGAAAAGGAAUUGAGUGCCUAUUCGAGGUUCACCAAAAACAAGUACGUCUUGAAAAUGCCCAUACCUAUCCACACCUCCCGAUACGAACCAUCUACAAAGCGAAAGCGGGAACUGGAUGAGGGGUUGGGAGUUCUGGCGGAGGAGCAGCAGCAUCCCCGAGAUUCUGACUGGAAGAAGAGUAGCUGAUGAUGGAGUUCAAUUCUAGCUAUGGAGAGUUCAUGACAAUGUUCAGCAAGACGGUGGCAGAAAGAACAAAGCCAGGCCAGAGACAGGAUAUUGAAGAGCAAGGUGCGCCUCUCAGACUCCCAUGUAUUGAGAUGAUCCCGAAAGCUGACCUCAAAAAGACUACACGUUCCAUGCCUACGGCCGUACCGAAGGAGUGUGCGGUAUCAUCAUCUCAGACCAUGCUUACCCAUCCAUGGUCGCCCAUCAACUCCUCUCCAAAGUCGUCGACGAAUUCCUCACCUCUCAUCCCCGUUCAGAAUGGGCCAAUUCCACGCCUACUCUCGCAUUUCCCGAACUCAAGGAAUACAUUGUGAAGUAUCAGGAUCCCCAACAAGCCGAUAGCAUUAUGAAGAUCCAGAAAGAGUUAGACGAUACCAAGAUUGUUUUGCACAAGACGAUUGAGAGUGUGUUACAGAGAGGAGAGAAGAUUGACGAUUUGGUGGCGAAGAGCGAUGGAUUAAGUGCUCAGAGCAAGAUGUUUUAUAGUGAGUUUACUUCAACUUGUGGUGUUUCGAGCACCGCUUUCAAAUCACAACUAACAUCCAACUAGCCCAGGCAAAGAAGCAAAACUCCUGCUGCGUUGUUAUGUAGAUGGGCAGUGGUUGUUGGCAUGGUGUUGAAUUUGGGCACAUACGGCGUUUUCGAUAAUUUGAGAUUCGGUUGCUUCGUAGUCUUUUAGCAGCGCAGAGAUUGUAAAUGAAAUCACGAGACCAAUGGGAAGGUAUGCAGCAUUGAUGGUGAACACAUGUAAAAAUUCCUUUGGAGAAUAUCGUGUAGGCAGAUCUACCAUUUCCAGCACAAC